This is a messenger RNA of Lepidothrix coronata (blue-crowned manakin), 1901 nucleotides long. RefSeq names its product leucine rich repeat containing 2 (gene LRRC2). Gene Ontology annotation, molecular function: protein binding. The transcript has 9 exons. Bases 125 to 1243 code for a protein of 372 amino acids. Lineage: Eukaryota; Metazoa; Chordata; Aves; Passeriformes; Pipridae. The record is from RefSeq and is a predicted model, not a curated record.
UGGCCACGAGCUGUGCUACUGCUAUAAACAACCUCAGUGUCCCAAAUUGAAUAACCACAGAGCACUCCCAGGAGCUCUGGACACUCGUGUUCUUUAGUAGUAGGAGCAGCUUAAUGUCGACAGUAUGGGGCAUCAGGUGAUAAUAUUUGACUUUUCUGUCAUAAGAGGACUGUGGGAAACUCGAGUUAAGAAGAACAAAGAACGUCAGAGGAAGGAGAAAGAAAGAUUAGAAAAAAGUGCAUUGGAGAGGAUAAAACAGGAAUGGACUUUGAUACUAGAAUGCCGUAAGAAAGGUAUUCCUCAAUCAAAAUACCUCAAAAAUGGCUUUGUAGACACCAGUGAGAAGAACCUGGACACUUCUGGAAAGAAUCCUCAGCUCAAGAAAAUACAUGCUUUGUCGGAUGAAGUGAAUAAGGAAAGAAACAAGUUUAUUUUCCAACUUUCUGGAGAGCAGUGGACGGAGCUUCCAGAUUCUCUGAAAGAACAGACCUAUCUGAAAGAAUGGCAUGUGAACAAUACAUUGAUACAAACCAUUCCAACCUACAUUGCAUUAUUUCAGGAUCUGAGAGUACUGGAAUUGUCAAAAAAUCAAAUCCACCAUCUCCCAGUGGAGAUUGGCUGCUUAAAAAACCUCAAAGUGCUCAAUGUGAGCUUCAAUAAUUUGAAGUCAGUCCCUCCAGAACUGGGUGAUUGUGAGAAUCUAGAAAAACUGGAUUUGUCUGGAAAUAUGGAAAUAACAGAUCUCCCAUUUGAACUAAGUAACCUGAAACAAGUCACAGUCGUGGAUGUGUCAGCAAACAAGUUCCAUUCUAUUCCAAUUUGUGUGCUCCGGAUGUCUAAUUUGCAGUGCUUGGAUAUCAGCAGCAACAACCUGAAAGAUCUCCCAGAAGACAUAGACAGGUUAGAUCAAUUGGAGACACUUCUCUUGCAGAAAAACAAGCUGACUUAUCUUCCACGAGCUCUUGUCAAUAUGCCAAAGCUCAGUUUGCUGGUUGUCAGUGGUGACGACCUGGUUGAGGUACCCACAGCCAUCUGUGAGUCUACCACAGGCCUAAAAUUCGUAAGUCUCAAGAACAGUCCUGUUGAAACUAUUGUAUGUGAAGACACCGAGGAAAUUAUAGAAACCGAACGUGAACGUGAGCAAGUUGAGAAAGAGUUUAUGAAGGCAUACAUUGAAGACCUAAAGGAAAGGGAGUCUACUCCUUCCUACACUACGAAAGUAUUACUCAGUCUUCAGCUCUGAAGAUCAAAAACCUCUAAAUCACUAGUGGAUAUCUGAAUAAUUCUCUUUUUAUCCACCUGAAUAGUAAACACUGGAAAAUAUAAAUGGCCAGAAUCACAUCAAAAUCAUAAGGAAUUAUUUAUUUAUUACUGUAGUUGUUCCCACUAACUGCAGAUAAAAACAAGGGGCAGUAGAGCCUUUACAAGAUGCUGUUUCACAUUUUGAGUCAACAUAUUUAUUUUCAAGUUCAACAGCAGCAGUCACUAAUUUGCAUCUAGACCUGCUGAAAAUAAAUAUUCACUCUGAUAAAACACAAACUGGCACAGAUGAAAGAUGGAGACAUUCUGUGGUGCAGUUGAAACAGUGAAACAUAAAACAUAAUCUUAUAAAGAGAUUUGAUUUUAUAAGAGGGGAUAGACUAAUUUAGAAAAUGAAUGUGACCUGUUGUUUUUUUUAAGACCAAAUAACACAUUUAGUUAUUUACAAUAUUCAAAUAACCCAUAGUUAUUUGCAUUUACUUUCUGUUCUGCAAGAAAAUUGUCCUUCUUUUUUAAAAAGUUCACUUUUUAAAGUUUCAACAACUUUUUAUGUAGAAGGUUGUAGCAGUUUUCCUGUUUUUUUUUUUUCCCGAGCAUAUUAUAAGAUUUUACCUGUUUGCAAAUUCAAGUACCAAUGUAAU